AAAAUUCAUUUCUUUGGGAGAAGAAACAAGAAAUUAAAAAAGUACACCGCGUAAUUUAUUUAAAAGUCAUCUUCCAACCGUAUGUACUCCGUCUCAUCCUCUUCCCCAAUCAAUAAAAUAAAUCCCUAAUUAAAAUUUCACUAUUUCAUUCAUUUUUCGAUUCUUUAUCCUACGACUCUUCGAAUCUCGCUUUUCGAUUGAUUCAGUAUCUAUACUUUUAUCACGUAAACCCUAUUUCUCUGAUAAAUCUCAGCUUAAAAUUAUGUUGCAUAGAGGAUUUAAACCCGCGAAAUGUAAAACGGCAUUGAAUCUUGCAAAGUCGCGGAUAAAAUUGAUGAAGAAUAGAAAGGAUAUACAAUUGAAGCAAUUGAGGAGAGAAGUAGCUCAAUUGCUUGAUUCUGGACAGGAUCAAACUGCCCGAAUUCGAGUUGAGCAUGUGAUAAGGGAAGAGAAGAUGAUUGCUGCAUAUGAAAUGAUUGAGAUAUACUGUGAGCUUGUCGUUGCGCGGUUGCCAAUCAUCGAGUCGCAAAAAAAUUGUCCUCUUGACUUGAAAGAAGCUAUUGCGAGUUUAAUAUUUGCAGCUCCAAGGUGUGGAGACAUUGUUGAGCUCCAGGAUGUUCGCAAGCAUUUCACGGCAAAAUAUGGUAAAGAGUUUGCCACUGCUGCUUCUGAGGUCCGCCCAGCAUGUGGAGUAAGCAGAACUCUGGUUGAAAAGUUAUCUGUGAAUGCCCCUGAUGGUCAGACGAAAGUGAAACUCCUUACUGCUAUAGCGGAAGAACAUAACAUUAAAUGGGAACCAAAUUGGUUCAAAGACGAAGAUCCAGUACCUUCUGUUGACAUUCCGAAGGUAGCAGUCACACAAUCUAUGGAGGGCAAUAAAAUACAAAUGCAACCCCUAAACUAUGAGCUUGCCGACGACCUUGAGGAAAAUAAUUCUCGUGAUAAAGCAAGACCAGGGAUUUCUUCUCAAAGACAUGCUCAUACACACAGUGAUUUAGUUCCGCCAUCUUCCACUCCUCAUCCUGAUCCUAGAUCUUCAGAGAGUUCCUCGGAGAAGAUGAAAUUCAGUCAGUCUUCUGGAACUGCUGAAAGUAUUUUUGGGACUGGCAGGCAAAAUUGGAACAUGGAAUUCAAGGAUGCAGCUGCUGCUGCUCAUGCUGCUGCUGAAUCUGCAGAAAUGGCAAGCUUCGCUGCAAGGGCUGCUGCAGAACUUGCUAGUUGUAGCAACGUUAAGAGUGAUGGCCACCAUCACAGUGCUGGCAGUGGGCUGCAACAGAACCAUGUGCACAGAAAUUCAACCAGUGGUUCAUUUGAUCAGAAGAGUCCAAGAAUGCAGAACCAAGAAGAUUCAUAUAGGCAAGGUAAUAUGACAGAGGGAGGUGAUGCCAUAAAUUUGAACAAAGAUUACACUCAAUAUGGAGGGCAGUAUGAGGCCGGAAAACAAGAUUUUACCGAGAGAAAAAGCAGAAGGCAUACAAGAGACCCUUAUUCUACUCCUAUUACUUACCAACCUGAAGAUGAGUAUGAAAUUGAGUCUUCUGAGAACCCUUUCCAUGAAGAGACGGUUGAAAGGAAGAAUCACUCUGAAAGUUUUCAAUCUCAAUCUAGUGUUUUUGAAGACGAGUAUGGUGUCUUUUCAAAUAUGAACUACGAUAACAAGAAGCAUGAUUCAGGUGAUGGCUAUUUAGGUAGUUUCGGUAGGAAAACUGAUGACCAAGAAGAUUGGCAUGCUCGAAGUGCUUAUACGUUUGAUGAAGAAGACGCGACUUUCAAAGAUCAUAGAGCUGGAAAUAGAAUUCUGGAAUCAAAUCAUAAAGAGGAAAAUAUAUUUGACUCUGGAAAUGAUAUUUUUGUUAAGAUGGACCACAGGACCAGUGGCAUGGGUCUAGAUGAAAAGGAAAUUCAUACUAAUUCUGAAGUGUUUUUUGAUGAAUCUGGCUCUGAUGAUGAUGAUAAAAGUGUUUUCAAUCCUACAGAGGAACACAAUUUUCAUGCUCCUGCUGAACCUACAUGUAUAGGUUCCUCUAUAAACCAAGACAAUCGUCACCUUGAACCUGAACUUUCGGAAAGUUUUAGAAGAUCACCAAUAUAUUCAAAAUUAACUGAACCCAUGUCUCUGAAUUUUGAUGAUUCUGAUGGGGCAAGUUCGGGGAAUGAGGAAGAGCUGCAGAAAGUGAAAUUUGAUCCUGGGGUUCCUAGUUAUGAUAACCAAAUGCCUGGUGCAGACCCCCAUUUUGAGCUGAGAUCAUCAAAAGUAGAAAAGGGAACCACUGAUAAUUCCAUGAGCAGUAAACACAUGGAGGAAAAACAAUAUUCUGGUUCAUUGUACGGGAAUAGUUCUGCAGCACAGUCAACUGGCUUUAAAAGCCGGUCUGAUCAUGAUGUAUCUUAUGAAGGUGGACCUCAGAAAUCAUUGGAGUCCUUGAGACAUUCAGAAUCACGACAUCCUGAUUCUGAGUUUAAAUAUGAAACCCAACCUACCUCUGAUGGUGGUAUGGGGUUGAACCUAGGAUUAUUGCCUGGUGGACGUCGAAACAGGGCUCAUGGGCACAUGCCAAAAGGUGGAUUAGCUGAUGCUUCAUCUCCCUCAAAAUCUACUGACGCAUCCCUAAGUAAUACUUUUGGUUCCAGUGAGAAAGCUUCUACUUAUGAAUCUCAAUCAUCAUCCAGUCAAAUAGACAACAAACAGGUGCCUGUGAAGAUGAGUGGGGUCCAUACAAAUUAUGAUUCAUCUAGUGAUGAUAAUGAGAUGAUAAUUACGAGGAAGGAUGCAAACAGCGCUGAGGGGGCAUAUAGAACAAGAAGUACGAUUGAUGGAAACACAAGUAAAACUAGUUUGAAAAGUUCACCAAGAUAUUUUGAUUAUGAUGACAGCAGCUCCGAGGAGGAUGUACCUAAACCUGUCGCGAGUAAAACAUUUCUAGGUGCUGGACUAUCUCGGAGAACUAAAGCUUCUGCUCCCAGAACAGUUACCAGAUCUACUGCAUCUGAUACAGCAAAGACGGGGAGGUCUUCAAGUUCCUACAUUACUGAAUUAUCCAGCUCUAGGAUCAUCGGCCAAUCAAGAAGGGAUGAUGACCAGAAUAUGGCUGCGAAAUCAUCAGAGGAUGUCAUAAGUACAUCUUCGUCAGUUUUAGAAAAACCAGUAACUCCGAAAUGCACUGAUGUUCCUGAGACAUUGAAUAAUGAAAAAACUCCUUCUAGAGAAAACUCCACAAAAAAUCCCAGCCAUGUUCACCCCAAGCUUCCUGAUUUUGAGACAUUAACUGCGCAGCUGCAUUCUUUGCGGAGAAAUCGCUAAAUAGCCAUUGUGACUUAAAUUCAUAUACUGUACAUAGCUAUUCAACAGGUAUGUAUACAAUUCAUGUUCUGGAGUGUCUUCUCUUGAUAUUUAUACUGUGAAGCAGAACUUCCAUAUGCAUGUUUUAUAUGCCACACUUGACAGAAUUCGACCCCGUAAGUGGUAUUUCUUGAGUUGUACUAGUUUUGCCAAAAAAAAAUUGCAGCAUCUUUACUUAAGAUCGAUGAUAUAUCAUUUGUAUAGAAUACUUCAAUACGGUUAAGUGUGAGAGAACAUUAUUACAUUGGAACAGUUUUGUACAAGUAUGAUUGUGUUGUUCUAUUACCUUCGUUCUCAAA
Molecule: messenger RNA, 3639 nt
Organism: Chenopodium quinoa (quinoa)
Lineage: Eukaryota; Viridiplantae; Streptophyta; Magnoliopsida; Caryophyllales; Amaranthaceae
Exons: 7
Coding region: 263-3301 (1012 amino acids)
Biological process (GO): protein transport
Source: RefSeq, a predicted model, not a curated record